Molecule: messenger RNA, 650 nt
Organism: Drosophila erecta
Lineage: Eukaryota; Metazoa; Arthropoda; Insecta; Diptera; Drosophilidae
Product: thyrotroph embryonic factor
Exons: 1
Coding region: 56-634 (192 amino acids)
Biological process (GO): regulation of transcription by RNA polymerase II
Cellular component (GO): nucleus
Molecular function (GO): DNA-binding transcription factor activity, RNA polymerase II-specific; RNA polymerase II cis-regulatory region sequence-specific DNA binding
Source: RefSeq, a predicted model, not a curated record
AGCUGGAUUCAGAUAUAGCCCGGCCGUCGGCGCGAACGGAAGUCACCGAUAAAGGAUGCACUCGCCCGCCCAGUCGCCCAUCCUGGAUGUCACCGAGACCGUGUCGAUGCACUCCGACCUGGAUGCGGACCUGGAGUCCAAGAACAAUCCGUCAUACUCCAUUUCCAUUCCCCAGAAUCUCCGCCUGACCGGCCUGGGCUUUCCCGGCAUGAUCGGUGGCAAGAGAUCCGCGGAAUCGCUUCCCGCCUUCGAGUACAUCGCACCACCAAGUCACGCUCUCCAGGCCCUGGAAUUUCCACUGAUGGAGCUCAAUCGUGUGGGCGUGAUGGGAGGCGGAAUGUUUCCGGGUUUUGUGCACCGUCGGGUUCGCGGCGAAAAGCGACCCAUUCCGGAGGCCCAAAAGGAUGCCAAGUACUUUGAGCGGCGCAAGCGGAACAACGAGGCGGCCAAGAAGUCCAGGGAUGCACGUAAGAUCCGCGAGGAUCGGAUAGCUUUCCGAGCGGCUCUGCUGGAGCAGGAGAACUCCAUUCUGCGGGCACAGGUCCUGGCGCUUCGGGAUGAACUGCAAGCGGUGCGGCAGCUCCUCGGAGCCACAACAGCCGGCGGCAUGUUGUCCAUGGCCAGACAGCUGUAAGUUGCCGGAUAAGAAA